Molecule: messenger RNA, 129 nt
Organism: Dentiscutata erythropus
Lineage: Eukaryota; Fungi; Glomeromycota; Glomeromycetes; Diversisporales; Gigasporaceae
Source: the annotation of a GenBank genome assembly
AUGGAACAUCAAGAAGAUCUCCGCCAUAAUCCAUUUUCUCACAAUAACAUGAACAAUGAAGAAGAAUUUUGGCCCCACAUAAUAAUUCUACAAGAAAGUGGAAUUAAUAAAGAAAAUUAUUUGUCAAGC